Stegostoma tigrinum is the source of this 7699-nucleotide messenger RNA. RefSeq names its product synaptotagmin-like protein 2. The transcript is spliced from 22 exons. Gene Ontology annotation, molecular function: small GTPase binding; neurexin family protein binding. Bases 622 to 4890 code for a protein of 1422 amino acids. Gene Ontology annotation, biological process: exocytosis; intracellular protein transport. The record is from RefSeq and is a predicted model, not a curated record. Gene Ontology annotation, cellular component: plasma membrane; exocytic vesicle. Lineage: Eukaryota; Metazoa; Chordata; Chondrichthyes; Orectolobiformes; Stegostomatidae.
UGUGCACUGAUACUUGUAAAGAGAUCCUGUUAGGGUGGGUGUGUGGACAAGCUGUACAAUUUUCCUACUUAGACGAAUAAUGUUUUGAUUUGGUAACUUCCUCUUGACACCUGAUGCAAUUGAUCACUGAAGAAAUAAAAUUUGUACUGCAUUCAACAUCACAAGUGUUCAAUCGACAAGGAAGAUAUUUUCUGGAAAACUGCAUUCAAAACAAUUUUUUCAAUGUAAAGAGUGAUGGUCUUGGGUGCAUUUGGAUAUCUGAAGCUGAUAAUAGCAUUACCUUUUGUGUACUACUAAAUGAUUCCUACAGGCUCUUAUGAAAAUCUAAUGAAGCUUUGAUCAAAGCCCUCUUAAUCUGCAGCAAAAGUCUGAUCAUUUCUGUAUGUGGACACUUUGAUACCAAUCUGGUAACCAAAAGGCCGAAAGCUAUUAAGGAAACUUGAUACUGGCUGGAAAGGAAUUGCUGGGAUUUAUUAUCUAACUGCAUGUACAAUCAACUCUGAUCAUGCAGGAUUGGUUUGAAUAUUAAUAUUCUCAGUGAAUCCAGCAGCAUCUGGAAUCGUGCGCUGCUUUGCGUUUACAAUAACACCAAACCCCACCCUCACCCUAUGCAAUAACGGAAUGAAGGGAGUGAUGGAUAGUCCCCUGGACCUCAGUUUCUUGACAGAGGAUGAGUAUCAGAUGCUCUUGAAAGUUAUUCAGAGGGAUUCUGAACUCAAGAAAAAAGACAGUGAACGAAUCAGGACAGCACAAAAAUCCAUUCAAGAUGAAAAAAGAAGGAAGCUGGUUACUGGACUGUGGUUUGAGGAAGUUAAAGCAAAACGUUACCGGAAUUCUUUACUUGGAGUGGACCUGAUCAAGGCAUCAGUAAGGAGGAAAACACCCAUAACAUACGAUGCUGCUCAGAAAAGUGAACCACAACAAAAUCAGCUUUCUCCAUCGUACCCUGUCCCAAGCUCAUCUCAAACUGCCAUAUAUAAAGAAUCAAGUGAUUCAACCGAUGAAGCCAGUGAGGAGUUUCCAGAUGAGGAAGAAACAAUCACAGCAAAGCGAAAGACUAAAAUGAAGGAUAUUCAGGAGAAGUCAUUAUAUGAUCCGUGGGCAAUCAGCAGUGAGGAAAUAAACCGUACAGGAUUUGCUCUACAAACACCAGAAAAAGGACAGCAAAAAUAUCAUGCAGGACCUAGAGCAUCCACUCCAAUAUCUGAGCCAACUGUGGAGUGGCAGAAACGAGCCAAGAGUGUAGAUAAUCACUAUCCAGAAACCUACCAGAGUCCCACAGGCUCUGACAUACUGACUGAACUUCAGAUGAGACACACUUCCAGUGUUUCUCGAAUUCCAAGAAGAAUAAAUUCUAUUGGUGCCCCGGGAGAUUUGAGCAGAACUGAGGAGUCAAGAACACCAAAUGACCUUACCUUUAAUCAGGAUCAUGUACAUGGUUCACAAAGGAUCCCUGCGGGUUUUAGCACCGAGUCUCCUAUUGGUGAAGAAUCUCCAGAUACAAUGAAACAAGAUAAUGUUGCAGGCAGCCCCUAUGAUGCAAAGCAAGCAAACCAGGCAUCUGAGUUUAGGGACCAAAGAACUGCUUCACCUGCGGGUGACAGUCAGACUCCAAGAGAGCAUAGUCAUUUAGAAUUUACAGGGGAAACAUGGAAGGCUGCAGAAGAGCCUGAGCACAAUAACUUGAAUGUUUCAGGUCAAGGAUUAAUCACAGUCUCUACAGAAGUGUCACCAAUGAAUGAAAAGGCCCUGGAUGUGUCAAAAUCCAAGAAGAGCUUGGCCACUCACUAUAAAGGGGCUCCCACUUACAAGAUUCCAGAGAGCAGUGACAAAGGGAAAAUGCGUAUUUCUAACAUUACCCAGAUUCCAAAAUCAGACAGAACGUCCAGAGAAAGUGAAACUAUGACAACCAAGAAGCCUGAAAGCUCUGCCUCCGAGUCAGGCCCACAAGGACUACCAUCAGCAAAAACUUCUGAAGACCAACAAGCUUUCAAUACGCUUGAGAAAUUGAACCUGUCACCCACAUCUCGAAUUCCAAGACUGAAAAUUGCUUUAGAGACAGCAGGGGAAACUCCAAAAGUACCUGUUGAGGAUCUGAAGCCAUUGAGUAGACAGUUGGCAGGUAAGAAUGGGACUACUGAGGUGACCGACCAAGCAAAGGCUGCCUUUCAACCUACUUCCAGGAUAGCUAAAUAUCAGUCAUCCUCUUCUGAUGAUGAGAGAGAGAAAGGCCAUAAACAAGGUGCUAUGUUCACUAUAAAUGCCUUAGGUAAUAGGCACCUUGAAGAAGAAGCCCUUACUGACCCCAAGCAUUUCAAAAGCCUGAGGCACUUUUGGGAAAAAGGAAUCGAAUCCAAUAAAGCAAACAGUGAACUUCCAAGCAAUGUUUCCAAAAUUCCAUUUAGAAGACUCAGAUCACCAGAUUACAAAAGCUGCCCUACUGAAGUAAAGCAAUCCACAACGCCUGAGUCCAAGUCCAAUUUGGUAACCAGGGAAGUUCCUUCUACAAAUAGCUAUCCUAAAUCAGAACUUCAAGGGAACCGAUCAGUACCUGAGGAAGGAGAAGCUGUUCAGCUAACUUGGACUAGCAAGUUACCUCCUGUUCCUGCUCCAAGAGCCAGACCAACUGUCAAAAUUGGAAAGUCAGAUUCACGGAUGACCAAGUGGGAUCAACAUGCAGAAACAACUCCUUCCAUGGUUGAUGAAGUAUCUAAAAUUAAUGUUCCGCAAGCUCAUAGUGAUGACAGUCAGACAAAGGACACCAUUGCAGUGGAAUCCAUUGAACAUGGAAGACCCACAACAUUGAUGCAUUCCAUAAACUCAAGUUUGGAUGAAUCUUCGUCAAUCAGGAAAAGCAGUCAAACUCCUGUGGAUUGCAUUGUGGAGGAACCUAUAAAGAAGGAGAUUCUUCCAGCAAAGGAGAUCGAGAGAAAGGAGAUGUAUGAGAAGAUAAAGAAAAUGGGACUUGAAUCAGCUAAAGAUGACACACCGUCAAAAGAGGAGCACACAAUGAGAAAGGAUGAUGAUAAAGUCAGCAACGAGAAUCCGAUUUUACUUCACAGUGAUCAUAAGUCAGAGUUGAGGACACCAGCAGACAAUUAUACUAUAAGACUUGAUGAAGAAAGUCAAGUUUGUCCAAAGGAGAGGGAUGAGGAAAUCAUUCUAUGGUCUUCCCAGUCUGAUUUACCCACAUUGGAACAGGAUGUAUCUCCAGGAAAAAAUUAUUGCACCAAUAUUCCUUUGAAGAGCCAAGCAGAAACCCUGGUGGAAAAGUCACCUGAAGAUGAUCCUGUUGAACCUCAAACCAUCCUGCAAUACAAUAAACACUUACUGCCAAGAAGUGUAAAUGAAGAAUCAACAUGGUUAGACACAAAGGCACAUUCAGGAGAUGCUAAAGUGAGAACAUCAUCUACAGAUGAACUUCAUUAUUCAGUUAAUCUGAACCCAGUAACUGUUAAAAAACCUAUAACUAUUGCUAGUACAGACGUUAGUGAAGCUGACCUUAUGGGCAAAGCACUAAACAGUAAUUCCAGUGCGCGGGAGGAGGAAUCUUCAAACAUUGUCCAUUGUGUGGAUGAUUCAGAAGGUCCCAUUUAUGGAUUGUCCCCUGUAAUGAAGGCUUUAGCCAGAGCUAAGAAGAAUAAUGCUAAGAGUAUGGACAACCUAAACUGUACAGUAGACAGAGAAACCAUCGGUUCUUCAGUGAAUGAGAAUGAAGUAAAAAGAGAUGCUGAUAACAAGCCCCCUGCAGUAAACAUUCCAACGCUGGAGCAUUCAAGGGUGAAGGAGCUGAGCAAGUCUGUUCCAAUGCUCAUGACUGAGAGUGAAUCAGACUCCGCUUCAGAGGUCAGCUUCAACAUUGGAUGGCACAGAAAGACUCCCAGUGAUGCCAGCCAUUCCUCAGAUAUGGCAUCUGUGUCUUCGGUGAGUGGAAGCAUCAUGAGUGUCUACAGUGGUGAUUUUGGAAGCAUUGAUGCCCAGGGGUCAGUCCAGUUCGCUUUGGAUUACAAUGAGAAGAAUAAAGAGUUUCAGAUUUAUGUGUAUCAGUGUAAGGAUCUGGCUGUAGUGGAUGAGAAGAAGGGUCGAACUGAUGCAUAUGUUAAAACCUACUUGCUUCCGGACAAGGCACGUAUGGGCAAGAGGAAGACCUCUGUCAAAAGGCGAAACGUUAAUCCACUCUACAAUGAAAUAUUGAAGUAUAAAAUUGAGAAGAGUGUUCUCCUAAUCCAAAAACUCAAUCUGUCUGUCUGGCACAAUGACACACUGGGCAGGAAUAGUUUUCUGGGAGAGGUGGAUGUGGACUUGGCCAGCUGGGACUGGAGUAAUCGAGAACUUAACUGGUAUCUCCUAAAGUCGAGGUGUCCCAUGGUGGGAGUUGGUGUGGAUCACAGAGGAGAAAUAAACCUCGCUAUCAAAUAUGUGCCACCCGGCAGUUUAGGUGCUGGAGAUCCUCCCACUGGAGAGGUACACAUAUGGAUGAAAAAUGCUAAGGAUUUGCCCCAGCUUCGAUCAUCUGGAGUGGAUUCAUUUGUGAAAUGUUAUGUGCUUCCUGACACAAGUAAGAAGAGUUACCAGAAGACUCGGAUUGUGAAGAAGGACACCAACCCUAUUUAUAACCAUACUAUUGUAUACGAUGGCUUCAGAACGGAGGAUCUGAAGGAAGCCUGUGUUGAACUGACAGUAUGGGAUCAUGAAAAACUGACCAAUCAUUUUCUGGGUGGUCUCAGGCUAGGUUUUGGCACAGGAUAUAGUUAUGGAAUCCCAGUAGAAUGGAUGGAUUCUACAGAGGAAGAGACAGCUCUCUGGCAAGAAAUGGUGUCAAAUCCUAAUGAAUGGAUACCAGGCUCCCUGCUACUUCGGUCUCAGUUGGGAGGCAAGAAGCUUAAGUGAAAUAGCACUUUGUGCAAAAAGACUUGCAAUGGUUUUUACUGCCAAAAUAUUUUGUGUCAAUCAGCAACUGAACUGAUAGUGCACUUGAUAACAUGAAUCAAGCCUUUAUUUCCGAUUCAAAUACUAUCACCUAGUAAAAUGACUGAAUCUAUUGCCUUUAUAGCCUUGAAUCUUGAAUCCUUUUUAAAGAAGCCAUUUCAAAUCUUUGUACACAAUCUAUUUUCUGAAAAUUCUUCUAUCCCAACACUUCCAUUAGGCCCUUGACAUUUCUGUAGUAGUUUUUGACUCUGUGUCCCAUGUAUAGCCCAUUCCUCAGUUACAUGAACGUGUAAUUUCAAUAUUAUUUUUCUUCAAUCCGGAAUAUUGUCUUGCUGACAUAAAAACAACAAAAAAAAAGGAUUUGGCAAGACUUGCAGAAUCUGUGAAAUGGGAAACAAGAGUUGAUGUUCCGGGACUGUAGAUCACAAUUGAAAUGCCAUUGGGAAAUGUUAACACUGUUGUUCUCUUCAAAGAUGCUGCCUGAGCUACAGAGAAUUUCCAGCAGUUUCAGUUAAUCUAGAUUUCCAGCAGCUAUAGCUUAUUGUUUCACAUAUUUAUCUUUCUGAAGAGAUUCUCAGGAACACUCCAAUGUUUUAUACCAAAGAAUGAUGGAAUGUCUGCCACUAUCCACAAUUUUCCUUUACAAUGAGCUGCUGGUUUAAAAAAUGACGUGGAGGUGCCGGUGUUGGACUGGGGUGGACAAAGUCAGGAGUCUCACAUCACCAGCUUAUAAUCUAACCUACAGUGAAACCUUUCACCUGAUGAAGGAGCGGCAUUCUGAAAACUUGUAUCUGUUGGACCUUUAACCUGGUGCUGUGAGACUUCUGACUUGGUUUCAAAAAUGCCACCCAGUAAGUUUCUGAGUAGAGGCCAGUUAAAUAAAUAAGAACCAUUUCACUUAAUGUUUGUAUACCUUUUUAAAAAGCUCCUUUUUUCCUGACUACACAGUAAGUGAGACUGAAUUCCAACGCUUAAACGUCACCAGUUGAAUGGGCUGUGAGCCACAUAAAGAAAUACUGAACGGAGAUCUGUCGAAAGAGAAAUAGUUAUUGAUAGCUCUUGAUAUAUAUUGACAUUUGCUAACCCAGGUGGUUGGUAAUAUGGAGGAUGGCCUUUACAUCCAUUUUGCUAUAAAUGACUCUUCGAUUUAGUCUAUAGGUGAUUUCACCCCUCUCUCCACAUUAAUUAUCAGUUGUAAGAAAUUCAGAUACAAGGGAUCUCAAUUUAAAAACUUGCCAGCUCUCUUACUUAAACUGACACUAAUGUAUGGAGCACUUUCAACAAAGUAGCUUUUACUCAGAUUCUAAACACUGCAUUUACUUCCCUUGUAGAAAUGCCAUAACGAUAUAGUUCAGAAAAUAAGUACCGUAGGAAAGGAUCAUAAAUAGAGCCAGUUCAUGAGCUAUAACAUCCAUCUGGCUAAAGUGGGUUAGAGACACAUCUGCACCUGAAUGGCUGAAAUGUUAUUGUAGAACUGGAUCUGCCAAAUUGUUCAGUUAGAUAAUUACUGUUUCAUUUGAGGAAUUAAUUUCUGUAGAUUCUUGUUUGUAGAUUAAUGUUUGUCUCACUUAUCAAAUAUUUGGAUUGUUUGCAGUGUUGUAUGCCGCACACAUUCUCUGCACUCCAAAUGCUCUUGUUUUAUUACAGCAAUAUUAACAAAUAGGAGGCAAACAAUAUUCUAGAUAAAUGUUGAAGCUUCCCUCAUGUCAUAUUAUAACUUCCUAUGUUUAGUCAUUUUCUCCUCCUGUAUGGUGCACCAACAUUGUCCUUGCUGUACAUAUUAAGACCCUUCAGUUAAUGACAGAAAUUUAAAGUUUAAGCAUUGGUUACUAACAACAAAGUGAAUUGCAUUGAUGUGCUUUAAAUAUGGAAAGCUGCUUCAAGGACUGUGUCAUCUAGCCAGUCUAAUGUGGUGGUUGGAGACUUUGUGUAACUUUUUUUAAGUUCUAAUUGAAAUAGAUGAAAUGUUAGUAAAGUUUGGCUACUACAAAGUGAGACCAUUUAUGAAUUCUUUCCUGUCUUCCAUUUACCAUGUAUAUUUAGCAGCCUGAUAGAGGGCUACCCGAACAUAAUGAUCAUAGGAGAAUAACUUUUGACAACAAUAUUGGACCCAACCAUCUGUUGGUCUGAUAGAGAAUGUAGCUAUUUAUCUCUCCAUUUAUAACUGGACCACAUUUCACUUGUGCAUAAUAUCUUCUCCUCCUUGUAAUUUUCUCCCUGGAAAUAAUUGAUUUAUUGAGCAAGGAAGGCGUGAAUAAACGUUAAAAAAUUGAGAUGAGCUUGUAUACCUUCACUUCAUUCACAAAAUAUCUAAAAUCUCUACACCAUUACUUAAUGGUUUUAUCGCUGCUAUUUUCGGACACAAUUUGCAUUUCAAUGUUUACAUGUUGUAAUAUAUUUCAGUGUCUGAUCAGCUGGUAUUUAAUUUUAUUAAGUUGACAUAAAGAAUUUCCCAGGCUUCAGCCUAAAUUCAGGGUAACUUUUUGGUGUUAAAUCAAUGGAUCUCAAUAUUGUUAAAUUCAACUUGCAUGAUGCUAAUUUUGUUUUUUAUUCAAAUUGAAUUUAAGAAAUCAGAAGUGAAAACCUGAGCUAUGAUUUCAUUUUAAACAGACAAUAAAAGAAAUAAUGAGUAUGUCAGGCUCAUGUGUCAACCGUCUAAAAGUUUUCUCAGGCUGAUCUAACAGUUGAAAAAUAUAACAUCAAAUAUAGGAAUAAUCAAUGAUAAAUGUCGGUGUAACCAUGAUAUAAUAAAUUGAAAUGACAUCUCGAA